CUGAUUCUUGUGGGAGCAUGCUGUUCUGGAGGGGGUGAUGGUACUGAUCCAUAUGCAGAGGUCUCACUACAGCCUUUGCCUGAUUACACAAUCCCAUCUGAUGGAGUUACCAUGACUUGUAUUACGUGUACUGAUAAAGGCCGUAUCUUCCUGGCUGGGCGUGAUGGCCAUAUUUAUGAGUUGCAGUACACAACUGGUUCUGGCUGGCAUAAGCGAUGCCGUAAGGUUUGCCUCACUGCUGGAUUGGGCAGUGUCAUAUCAAGGUGGGUUGUACCAAAUGUUUUUAAGUUUGGAGCUGUUGAUCCCAUUGUUGAAAUGGUUUUCGACAAUGAAAGACAGAUUUUGUAUGCAAGAACUGAAGAGACGAAACUUCAGGUUUUCCUUCUAGGACCAAAUGGAGAUGGUCCACUGAAGAAAGUGGCAGAAGAAAGAAAUUUGUUCAGUCAUAGGGAUGUACAUUAUGGAGGUAGACAAUCAACAGGAGCAAGAGCCCCCAGUAGAUUGGCAAAGCCAUCUAUUGUUUGCAUCUCACCUUUAUCCACACUGGAAUCCAAGUGGUUGCACCUUGUUGCUGUUUUAUCAGAUGGCAGAAGGCUGUACCUUUCCACUUCUCCAUCUACUGGCAAUAAUGGCGGUGUUGGAGGUUUGGGUCAAUUCAAUGCAAAUCAUCAGAGACCAAACUGUUUAAAAGUUGUAACAACUAGGCCUUCUCCGCCCUUAGGGGUCAGUGGUGGACUUACCUUUGGAGCCAUAUCUCUUGCCAGUAGAACUCCAAAUGAGGAUCUCACAUUAAAGGUUGAAACAGCAUAUUCUUCUGCUGGAACUCUUGUCCUUUCUGAUUCCUCACCACCAACCAUGUCUUCUCUUGUCAUUGUGAAUAGGGACUCGAGCUCACAGUCAUCUGCUUCAGGUAGUUUAGGUACAAGCACAAGGAGUUCUCGGGCUUUACGAGAAAUUGUAUCUUCCCUACCUGUUGAAGGUCGAAUGCUUUUUGUGGCGGAUGUCCUACCCUUACCAGAUACAGCUGCCACUGUUCAGGCAUUAUAUUCAGAAAUUGAAUUUUUCGGAUUUGAAAGCUCAGGGGAAUCCUGUGAAAAGGCAUCUGGAAAACUUUGGGCUAGAGGUGACCUUUCCAUCCAGCAUAUACUUCCAAGACGUAGAAUUGUCAUUUUCAGCACUAUGGGUAUGAUGGAAGUCGUUUUUAACAGGCCUGUGGACAUUCUGAGAAGGCUGUUUGAAUCCAACUCCCCUAGGUCAAUCUUGGAAGACUUCUUCAAUCGAUUUGGAGCUGGUGAGGCAGCUGCCAUGUGUUUAAUGUUAGCUGCAAGGAUAGUUCAUUCUGAAACUCUUAUUAGCAAUGUUGUUGCUGAAAAGGCAGCAGAGACAUUUGAGGACCCAAGAGUUGUUGGAAUGCCACAACUUGAAGGUACCAAUUCAUUAUCAAACACUAGAACAGCAGCAGGGGGUUUUAGCAUGGGGCAGGUUGUUCAGGAGGCAGAGCCUGUAUUUUCAGGUGCACAUGAAGGGCUUUGCUUGUGUGCAUCAAGAUUACUUUUUCCCCUCUGGGAACUCCCUGUCUUUGUCAUCAAAGGUGGAUUAGGUUCAGUAGAUGCCAUAUCUGAAAGUGGUGUAACCACAUGCAGACUCUCUAUUGGAGCUAUGCAGGUCCUUGAAAACAAGAUCCGUUCCUUAGAGAAGUUCUUAAGGUCCAGAAGGAAUCAAAGAAGGGGACUCUAUGGCUGUGUAGCUGGUUUAGGAGACUUGACUGGUUCUAUAUUGUAUGGCACUGGUUCAGAGUUAGGUACUGGUGACAGGAGUAUGGUGCGGAACUUAUUUGGUGCUUACUCGCGGAAUUUGGAGUCUAGUGCUGGUGGCACAUCAAAUAAAAGGCAGCGAUUACCCUAUAGUCCUGCAGAAUUGGCCGCUAUGGAGGUGAGGGCAAUGGAGUGUAUCAGGCAGUUGCUUCUUAGAUCUGGUGAAGCUUUGUUUUUGCUACAGCUUCUUUCUCAGCAUCACUUGGCGCGCUUGGUUCAGGGGUUUGAUGCAAAUUUAAUGCAGGCAGUGGUUCAGUUAACAUUUCAUCAAAUUGUUUGUUCUGAGGAAGGUGACCGCAUUGCUACAAUGCUAAUAUCUGCACUCAUGGAGUAUUAUACUGGUCCUGAUGGCAGAGGAACAGUAGAUGAUAUUAGUGCGAGACUACGAGAAGGUUGUCCAAGCUAUUUCAAGGAAUCAGAUUACAAAUUUUUCUUAGCUGUGGAAUGUCUUGAAAGAGCUGCUGUAACUUCAGACCCUGUGGAGAAGGAGAAUCUUGCUAGAGAGGCCUUCAAUUUUUUAAGUAAAGUUCCAGAGUCUGCAGAUCUAAGAACUGUCUGCAAAAGGUUUGAGGACUUAAGAUUUUAUGAAGCUGUGGUACACUUGCCUCUGCAGAAGGCACAGGCUCUUGACCCUGCUGGUGAUGCUUUCAAUGACCAAAUUGAUUCCGCAAUUAGGGAACAUGCAGUUGCUCAACGUGAACAGUGCUAUGAGAUAAUUACUAGUGCUUUAUGUUCUCUGAAGGGUGAAUCUUCACAAAAGGAGUUUGGGUCUGCAGUUAGGCCUGCUGCCAUGCGACCAAUGCUUGAUCAGGCUUCUAGAAAGAAAUAUAUUUGCCAGAUUGUUCAGCUUGGUGUCCAAUCACCUGAUAGACUAUUUCACGAGUAUUUGUACCGGAGUAUGAUUGAUUUAGGCCUUGAGAAUGAGCUGUUGGAGUAUGGUGGUCCUGAUUUAGUGCCUUUUCUGCAAAAUGCUGGCCGUCAACCAUUACAAGAGAUCCGAGCUGUUUCUGCAGUAACAUCUGCAACUUCUUCCAUUGGUCAUUCAGGAGCACCCAUCACUUCUAAUCAAGCAAAAUACUUUGAUCUUUUGGCACGGUAUUACGUCUUGAAGCGGCAGCAUAUGCUUGCAGCUCACAUAUUAUUAAGACUGGCUGAAAGACGCUCCACUGAUGCUAGAGAUGUUCCUAGUCUUGAACAGAGGCGCCAAUAUCUUAGCAAUGCUGUUCUACAGGCUAAGAAUGCAAGUGAUAGUGGUCUGGUUGCAUCCACAAGGGGCAUAGGUACCUUGGAAGGAUUGCUAGAUUUGCUUGAAGGGAAGCUUGCAGUUCUUCGGUUUCAAAUAAAAAUAAAAGAGGAACUGGAGGCUAUAGCUUCAAGGUUAGAAUCUUCAUCUAGCAUGUCUGAGCCUGCCCAAAAUGGGUCAGUCCCUGAUAACAAUGCCAAUGCAGAAUAUGCAAAAGUUGCACAAGAAAAAGCCAAAGAGCUAUCAUUGGACUUGAAGAGCAUAACUCAACUGUAUAAUGAAUAUGCAGUUCCUUUUGAACUCUGGGAGAUAUGUUUGGAGAUGCUUUAUUUUGCAAAUUAUUCCGGUGACACUGAUAGCAGCAUUGUAAGAGAAACCUGGGCUAGACUAAUUGAUCAAGCUCUUUCGAGGGGUGGCAUUGCUGAAGCUUGUUCAUUACUGAAGAGGGUUGGUUCCCAUAUGUAUCCUGGAGAUGGAGCUGUUUUACCUUUGGACACUUUAUGCCUUCACCUUGAGAAGGCUGCACUGGAGAGACUGGAGUCAGGUGUUGAAUCUGUUGGAGAUGAAGAUGUAGCAAGAGCUCUUCUUGCUGCUUGUAAGGGUGCAACUGAACCUGUACUGAAUGCUUAUGAUCAGUUGUUAUCAAAUGGAGCUAUUCUGCCCUCUCCCAACCUUAGGUUACGCCUUCUCCGAUCAGUGCUACUGGUGCUUCGAGAGUGGGCAAUGUCCAUAUUUGCACAGAGGAUGGGUACAAGUACAAGUGGAGCUUCCCUUAUAUUGGGUGGAACAUUCUCACAGGAGCAAUCAACAGUCAUUAACCAAGGCAUUCGCGAUAAGAUCACGAGUGCUGCAAACAGGUACAUGACAGAGGUGAGGAGGUUGCCGCUCCCUACCAGCAAGACUGAGGCUGUUUACCGAGGAUUUCGAGAACUUGAAGAGUCUUUAAUGAGUCCUUUUUCUUUUGAUAGAUUCUAAUUCUUUCAUGUUCCUAAUUUGGUGUUGUAUUGUAAGAAAUGUUUCUUUUAGCAAAUAAAAAGCUUAUAGUUUGAGUAUAUGUUGGUGUAACAUUGUUCUUUGAAUUCUGACUGACUCAAAUGUAAAAUUAACUGGUUGCAUAGAAAAGUGUUGAUUGUUAACUUUUCAAUUACAGACCCAUUUUUAUUUGUAA
Molecule: messenger RNA, 4225 nt
Organism: Jatropha curcas
Lineage: Eukaryota; Viridiplantae; Streptophyta; Magnoliopsida; Malpighiales; Euphorbiaceae
Source: RefSeq, a predicted model, not a curated record